GAUGAUAAACGCGAUAAGCUUAUUAUCUUAUACCAAAAACUUAUCGGAUUAAUCGUUAAUUUUUGAGGAGAAGUGAGAAAAAUUAAAGUGAAAUUUUUAACAAAGAAAACAAAAAAGAUUUUAAAUAAAAACAAGAAUCAUUCAAAAAAAUAAUAAACAAAAUGGAUCCAAAAAAAAUUCAUAACUUAUCGAAGCUAAUACGUCAACAAGGCGACAAAUUGCUUACAUCUGAAUUUCAAUUAAAAUUAACGGGUGAACUUUUACGAGCAUUAAACGACUCAUUUUCGCUUAUUAUUGAUGAUGAUGAGUUAACGCCACCGCAAACAUUUCAAGUGACAAAGCCAAAUAAUUCAAAGUCUAAUGUUUUUCGAGAACUGAUGUUUAUCUAUGAUUUUAUUCAAAAGACUCUAGUAUUAAAAUUAACAAAAUAUAUUGACGAUGAAACGAUAGAAGAGGACGAUGAUAACUGUGUAAUAGAUAUAUCCAAAUUUCGAAAUAUGACAACUCUAGAAAUUCAAAGAGUUUCAAUCAAGCGAAUUGUUGGACUGCAACAACUAAGGCAACAACUGCAAGAGCUUGUCGUUGAGAAGAGCUUAACAGAUAUUAAAGAUCUUAUUAUGCAUUGUGCAGGUGAUAAUUGUAGUGGAUUUAUAUGGAAUUCUCUUAAAAGAAUCGACUUCUCAUACAAUAAUUUAGAGCGCGUAGAUAAUUCAUUCGAAUUUACGCCAUAUAUACAAUUUUUAAAUCUUUCCCACAACAAGAUCGUUCAAAUACCUGCGCUUGUUUAUCUACCAAACUUGAAGAUUCUAAAUUUAUCGUUUAAUCAGUUAACAAAUAUGCCUAAGUUAAAUGUCGAAACAUAUCGUCGACUUCAAGUUUUAAUCAUAAAUGAUAACUUUAUUGAGGAUUUAUCUGGACUUGUUCGUCUUGAUGCAUUAUUAGAAUUGGAUAUAUCGGGAAAUUGCUUACUUGAUCAUGCACUUUUAUUACCAUUGUGUACGCUAAGCUCGUUAAGAUAUUUAAACAUGUCUGGAAAUCCACUUGCAUUUCAUCCAAAACAUCGCGUUGCUACAUGUAGAUAUUUAAGCAAGAAUGCAGCUACAGUUCAAUUUCAACUUGAUGGUGAAUUACUGUCAAAACAAGAAAAAUCAUUAGCUGGAAGUUAUGAAAAUUAUUAUCCAAUUUAUGGACAUCGUAUGAAUCUUGGACGAACAUCAUCUAGUAAUAGUAAUGCUCAUACGCCAACUACAAAAAGUGUAAGCAAUACACCAGACAAUACUAGUUUAAGCUCCAAUAUAAGCAACUCGUAUAGUUCAACAUUAAAUGGAUCGACAGUUAUGACAAGUUCACAAAAGAAAGUUAAACCAAGGUCAAUAUCUGAAAUUGAAGAGAGUGGAAUGGAACCGAGAGAAAAAUCUCCAAUCGAAAAGAAAUUGCUGCGAGAAGGAAGUAAGGAUCAUUUGACAACAAAGCGAGAAAUUGAGCAAUUGAGAGAACAAUACGGAAAUGAAUGGCUAUUUAAUCAAGAUUUAAUUCCUGGUUACGAAAAUCAAAGAGAAUCUACAUCCAAGAGACGUCUCAAUUCAGGAAAUAUUUUGUAUGGCUCGCCGAUUCAUUUGAGAAUGGAUGAAUCAUUUGAAGCAAGUGAUCCGAUUGAAACGUCGACGCCUCAAGAACACACUUUAGUCGAAAGUGAUGAUAAAACUAUUUAUAAGAGUAUCGAUGAUAGCACAAAUGGUUUAAGUAAUUAUGCAUCAGCACUUGAAGAUACUUUUACUACAGAAGAUGAAACAACAUUGUCAGAUCCUGAAGACAACGAGGCAUUAUUCAUUGUGGUUGAUGAGACAACUAAGGAAGAUUUGAUUUUAAUUAUAGCCGAUAAGAUAAUAAAAGAACGCGAUGCAAUGACUGGAAAAACAUUGAUUAAAUGGGGAAUUCAAACACUACUAAGUGUUGAAAGAAAACGUUCAAAUCUUAUUCAUUUGACUUUCGAUACAAUUAGAAAGGAUAAGAAGGAACGUUUUUAUCGAAUGGAAGAACCAUGUUGUCAAGAAGUUGAGAAGAUCUUGAGAGAUUAUUUGAGUUCUCGUCCACUAUCUGAAAUGAAUCAAACAGUCUACAAAUGUCCGAAAUGCAAUUCACAAUUCUGUCGAGAAAACGACGAUGAUCGAAAGAAGAAUCGUCAAAAUGAUAUCAAGUGUCCGUCAUGUGGAAACAAGUAUAUUAUCGAAAUACAGAAAACAAGUAAAUGUGCAACAAGUCCGAAAUCCAGUUUCUUUCCUGGAACUGUUCUGACAACAUUGACUGCAAUGCAAAGGCCGGCUUCGUCCAUAAGCAUAGACAAGAAGAAAGAAAGUGCAUUUGAUUCGAAUCAAUCAGUAGCUGGAAGUUCUGUAGAAGUUCUUAGUGAAUGUUCCUCACAAGUUUCGCAUACAUCUCAAAGCUCGAUUGAAGUUAUUGAUCAAUUAAGUAGAAAAUCAGAAGAGAGGAGAAUAUCAACAGCACCAUCUUUAGAUACAAUUGACGAUGAUCCAGGAAAGAGUGAAGGAGCAAUUUUAGAAAAGACGAUUAAAGAAAUUGAAGUUGAGGAAAAGCAACAGAUUGAUGCUGAAAAGCCCAAAGUAAUACUAAGUAUCGGUAAUGUUAAUUUAACAGAAUCAAGCAGUUCGGGAUCAAUUUGCGAGUCUGUUUGUACAGCAUAUGAACAGAAUGGCAAGAAAAAGUCAGUGAAAGAUGAAACAAAGAGUCCAUUAGAGGGGAUAUUCAAGACAUCAAGCCUUUUAUUGUCAAGGACCAUCUCAAAAAAGGAACCAGAACCCGUUAAUCAUCCAUCAAAGCCUAUUCAGUACAAUUUCGAUAAUCUAUCGAUUGUCGAUCAUCGUUUAAAGUUGUUCAUUUUUCAAAAUGUUCUCGAAGAUAAUGAUGAGAAGUUUAUGUGGCUAGUAAAAUGUAUUGUGAUAGAAGACGAUACAUCUUCAAACUUCAUGCCGACUGCAGCAUUAGUUGUCAUGUCUACAAAGAAGAUUUAUCUAUUGAAAAUUGUUGGGAAAGAAACUGAGAAUGUCGAGUCUUGGAUAAGGAAAUCAAUGACAUAUUCUGUUGAUCAAAUUAUCAUGAUUAGAAACAUAAUUUUUGACAACGGCCUAAGUUUCAUUAUGAAGGCAAACUUUAAUUUUCACAUUUUACUUCGUGACAGUAAAUUGUCAACAAUCCUACAAAAGCACAUUACAACAUCAAACCAAACACUUGAGAUUAGCAGAGAUUUAUCAGCACACGUUAACACAAAAUUAUUAAAGUUAUCAGAUCAAAAUGAACUGAUUUAUUUAGCAAUGUACAAUAGCUGCGAAACAUCAGUUUUAUCGGCAACAGACUCCACAAAAGUUCUUGUGGCUCCAAAAACAAUUGAUCGUGGAAUGUUGGUGAUAACAACGGAAUCAAUAAUAUUAACGACCAAUUUUGAUUGGCUAUGUGAAAGUGUAAGCAGUCGAGCAAAUGAUUGUAAGCAUGUGACGAAAAUCGAAGAAAUGGCAAACCUAGUAGAACUCGAAAGCCUUACAAAGAAUUCUUUUACUUUCGUUUUUAUGAACGAGCUCGAAAGUACAAUUGAGAAAUGGAAGUUGUCAGUCGAUUCUCAUAUAAGGAUACGUUCACUUCUUGAAGAAACUGACAAGAUAUGGAGCGUAAUAUUUUCAAUUCCGCUCUUGAGUAAUGAACAGAACAUGAUAUUGAGCUAAUAAUAAUAAUAAGAAAUGGUUAUUUAUGAUUAAUCUAACUGUCCAAUGUUUUUAUCUGAUUAGAACUUUUGAUUUUUGUCUAUGAAACGUUGUAGACAUAAUAGACAUAAUAAGAUAUAAGGGGAUGAUGCUAUUAUGAAAGUUUGAUUGAUAAAGUUUUUUUUCCCGAAAAAUAAAGUAUAUAUGUAUUUAACAGA
Messenger RNA from Chironomus riparius, 3931 nucleotides. The record is from the annotation of a GenBank genome assembly. NCBI's taxonomy places the organism in Eukaryota, Metazoa, Arthropoda, Insecta, Diptera, Chironomidae.